Molecule: messenger RNA, 493 nt
Organism: Macrosteles quadrilineatus (aster leafhopper)
Lineage: Eukaryota; Metazoa; Arthropoda; Insecta; Hemiptera; Cicadellidae
Exons: 4
Coding region: 11-493 (160 amino acids)
Source: RefSeq, a predicted model, not a curated record
AUUAUAAGACAUGUGGAUAAUCCCCAUUCUAUUGUCAAUUAGUGUUUUGUCGUCUACGAAUGUUGAGAUUUAUGAUGUCCCAAGUGAUGAGAAAACAUCACCAAGAUGGCUGGGCGAUGUACUGGAAGACACGGACAUCUCUCUUGCAAGCUUGCUGUCACUGCCGGUGGACGGAGAGAGGGUAAUGUUUGCUCUACAGUUUGUGUUGGGAUACCAAGGUCUGUUAGAACGGCUUAGGGAUGCGGCUCGAAGCCGAGACCCUCGCACUCUCCAGACCUUCAGACAACUAAAGCAGAGAGGCAAGUCUUUACAGCACAGGGUUUGGAAGAUAGUUCCGACCAAUCUUCAUGGAUCAGUUGACAAGUUUAAGCAUAAAACAGAAAGAGCUUGGGGCCGUAGCGUAGGACAAGGGACCGCCUCGGAAGUGCCGACUUUGGGGGCGCCGCAGGUGCCAUGGCAGAAACGGUACAGAAAUUGGAAAAAGAUAUGUUAG